AUGAGCGCCUCCCGGUUCGAUCCAAACUUUACGCAAAAUGUCAUCAAUGCCAUGGGUCCGAAGACAUCGCCCAGAAUGCGGGAAGUCAUGACGAGCCUUAUCACCCACUUGCAUGACUUUGCGCGGGAAGUUGAGCUGACGGUCGAUGAAUGGACUGAAGGAGUGCAACUUUUAAACUGGGCCGGUCAAAUGAGCAAUGAAAAACGGAAUGAAGGCCAACUAGUGUGUGAUGUCGUGGGCCUAGAAUCACUUGUAGACGAGAUCACGUACAAGAAGGCAUCCGAAGCUGCCAACCUUGCCACGCAAAGUGCGAUUCUCGGACCUUUUUUUCGACACGAUCAUCCAGUUCGAGAGAAAGGAGAGUCUAUCUCGUUCAAUACACCCUCAGACGGUGUCCCCGUCUAUAUGUAUGGCCAAGUGUUAGAUUCAGUAACGAAAAUGCCUUUGGCAAACGCCACUAUUGAUGUCUGGGAAGCAUCUACGAACGGGCUAUACGAACAGCAAGACAAAGACCAGGUUGACUGCAACCUAAGAGGCAAAUUUGUCACCGACAAGAAUGGAGAAUAUGCCUUCUACUGCCUCCGUCCGACGCCUUAUCCGAUUCCCUAUGAUGGUCCUGCUGGGAAAUUGCUACAGCUGCUUGAUAGACAUCCUUACCGACCAGCACAUAUCCAUCUGAUUGUGUUGAUUGAAGGCUACAGGCCUAUCACGACGCAGAUCUUUGACAAGGACAGCAACUACCUUGAUGAUGACUCGGUAUUUGCCGUCAAGGACUCUCUUGUAGUGGAAUUUGUGCCUCGCAAGGGUGACCCUCAAGCCAAGUUGGAGCUGAGAUAUGAUAUUCUUAUGGCUCCAAUUGAUAAAAGCGAGUGA
This is a messenger RNA of Exophiala mesophila, 873 nucleotides long. RefSeq lists its product as uncharacterized. The record is from RefSeq and is a predicted model, not a curated record. Bases 1 to 873 code for a protein of 290 amino acids. Gene Ontology annotation, molecular function: ferric iron binding; catechol 1,2-dioxygenase activity. The transcript is spliced from 4 exons. NCBI's taxonomy places the organism in Eukaryota, Fungi, Ascomycota, Eurotiomycetes, Chaetothyriales, Herpotrichiellaceae. Gene Ontology annotation, biological process: catechol-containing compound metabolic process.